This is a messenger RNA of Miniopterus natalensis, 1284 nucleotides long. It is a transcript of the gene GPR65, whose product is annotated as G protein-coupled receptor 65. Gene Ontology annotation, molecular function: G protein-coupled receptor activity. The record is from RefSeq and is a predicted model, not a curated record. Gene Ontology annotation, cellular component: membrane. Gene Ontology annotation, biological process: G protein-coupled receptor signaling pathway. NCBI's taxonomy places the organism in Eukaryota, Metazoa, Chordata, Mammalia, Chiroptera, Miniopteridae.
ACAAACGGAACGAGGCGAGACUCGCUCUGCUGUUGAGCCCCUAAGAUCCGAUGCACCUGCCGGGUUAGUAAGAAGACAAUGAACAACACGUGUAUCGAUGAGCAGCACGACCUGGACCACUAUUUGUUCCCGAUUGUUUACAUCUUCGUGGUGCUGGUCAGCAUUCCCGCCAACAUCGGGUCUCUCUGUGUGUCUUUCCUGCAAGCAAAGAGAGAGAACGAGCUGGGGAUUUAUCUCUUCAGCCUGUCGCUGUCGGACCUGCUGUACGCGCUCACCCUCCCCCUGUGGAUCGAUUACACUUGGAACCGCGACAACUGGACCUUCUCGGCCGCCUUGUGCAAGGGCUGUGCUUUCUUCAUGCACGUGAACUUCUACAGCAGCACGGCCUUCCUCACCUGCAUCGCCGUGGACCGGUACCUGGCCGUGGUCUACCCGCUCAAGUUUUUUUUCCUCAGGACAAGAAGGUUCGCCUUCCUGGUCAGCCUGUCCAUCUGGGUGGCGGAAUCCAUCUUCAACGCUAUCAUUCUGUUUGAAGACGAGACGUCCACGGAAUAUUGCAACGCCAAGAAGUCCAAUUUUACCCUGUGCUACGACAAGUACCCUCUGGAGACGUGGCAAAUUAAGUUCAACCUGUUUCGGACGUGCACGGGCUACGCCAUACCUUUGGCGGUCAUGCUGAUCUGCAACCAGAAAGUUUACCAGGCGGUGCGGCGUAACCAGGCCACGGAGAGCGGCGAGAAGAAAAGGAUCGUGAAGCUGCUUGCGGGCAUCACGCUGACCUUCGUCCUGUGCUUCACCCCCUUCCACCUGAUGCUGCUGCUCCGCAGCAUUUUAGACCCGAUCCUCGACCACAGGUACGGGAAACACACUUACAAAAUGUACAGAAUCACGGUUGCGCUGACGAGUUUAAACUGCGUUGCCGAUCCCAUCCUGUACUGUUUUGUAACCGAAGCAGGAAGAUCUGACAUGUGGACUAUAUUCAAAAUCUGCACUGGCAAGCUUCAUAGAUCACAGAGACAAAGAAAAAGCAUACUUUCUAUGUCUACGAAAGAUACCGUGGAGUUAGACACCCUGGAAUAGAACCAAGGAAUUUUUUUUUAAGUACAUAAUAUUAUAGCUUCGAGGUUAUAGUUUUGAAAAGGAAACCUAGCAUGGGAGGGAAUUAAGUUAUCCAGUUCAACGAAUAUUUUAAUAUCCUCUCCAAUGAAAAUAUUUUAUAAGUGCACUGUACAGCUCUCUGACUUUUCUUAAAUGAAUAUUAAACAAAAUUUAAUAUUUUCCUAA